Molecule: messenger RNA, 2863 nt
Organism: Hipposideros armiger (great roundleaf bat)
Lineage: Eukaryota; Metazoa; Chordata; Mammalia; Chiroptera; Hipposideridae
Gene: ATP6V1B1
Product: ATPase H+ transporting V1 subunit B1
Exons: 14
Coding region: 111-1652 (513 amino acids)
Biological process (GO): vacuolar acidification; proton transmembrane transport; ATP metabolic process
Cellular component (GO): proton-transporting V-type ATPase, V1 domain
Molecular function (GO): proton-transporting ATPase activity, rotational mechanism; ATP binding
Source: RefSeq, a predicted model, not a curated record
CCGCAGGGGCAGGCCGGUCAGUUCGCCCCAGCUCCAGUUGGGCUUGGAGUUGGAGUGUCGGACCUGCUUCAGCAGGCUCAGGCGCUCUGCUCCCAGCCUAACAGUUCACCAUGGCCACGAAGGUGGAGAGCAGGCCUGCGGGGCUCCCCGGCAUUGGCUGCGACCUGGGCCCAGCCCGUGAGCACAUGCAGGCAGUCACCCGAAACUACAUCACCCACCCCCGUGUCACCUACAGGACCGUGUGCAGUGUCAAUGGGCCCCUCGUGGUGCUGGACCAGGUCAAGUUUGCCCAAUAUGCUGAGAUCGUCAACUUCACCCUGCCUGAUGGGACUCAGAGGAGUGGGCAAGUGCUUGAGGUGACUGGGACCAAGGCAAUUGUUCAGGUUUUUGAAGGGACCUCUGGGAUUGAUGCCCAAAAGACCACCUGCGAAUUCACAGGGGACAUCCUACGGAUUCCAGUGUCAGAGGACAUGCUGGGUCGAGUUUUCAAUGGUUCCGGCAAACCCAUUGACAAGGGGCCAGUGGUCAUGGCAGAGGACUUCCUGGAUAUCAAUGGCCAGCCCAUCAACCCCUAUGACCGCAUCUACCCCGAGGAAAUGAUCCAGACGGGCAUCUCCCCCAUCGAUGUCAUGAACAGCAUUGCCCGAGGUCAGAAGAUCCCUAUCUUCUCAGCGGCCGGGCUCCCCCACAACGAGAUUGCUGCCCAGAUCUGCCGCCAGGCUGGGCUGGUGAAGAAGCCCAAGGCUGUGCUGGAUUAUCACGAUGACAACUUUGCCAUCGUCUUUGCAGCCAUGGGGGUGAACAUGGAGACAGCCAGGUUCUUCAAGUCCGACUUCGAGCAGAAUGGUACCAUGGGGAAUGUCUGCCUUUUCCUGAACUUGGCCAAUGACCCCACGAUUGAGCGGAUCAUCACCCCGCGCCUGGCACUGACCGCGGCUGAAUUCCUCGCCUACCAGUGUGAGAAGCAUGUGCUGGUCAUACUGACUGACAUGAGUUCCUACGCAGAGGCCUUGCGGGAGGUCUCAGCUGCCAGAGAGGAGGUGCCCGGGCGCCGAGGGUUCCCCGGAUACAUGUACACAGACCUGGCCACCAUCUACGAGCGAGCGGGCCGCGUGUCGGGCCGGGGAGGGUCCAUCACUCAGAUCCCUAUCCUCACUAUGCCCAAUGACGAUAUCACCCACCCCAUCCCAGACCUGACGGGCUUCAUCACAGAGGGACAGAUCUACGUGGACAGACAGCUUCAUAACAGACAGAUCUACCCUCCCAUCAACGUGCUCCCUUCCCUGUCGCGGCUCAUGAAAUCUGCCAUUGGGGAGGGCAUGACCAGAAAGGACCAUGGAGAUGUCUCCAACCAGCUGUAUGCCUGCUAUGCCAUCGGGAAGGACGUGCAGGCCAUGAAGGCCGUGGUGGGGGAGGAGGCGCUCACUUCGGAGGACCUACUUUACCUGGAAUUCCUGCAGAAGUUUGAGAAGAAUUUCAUUAACCAAGGCCCCUACGAGAACCGCUCAGUGUUUGAGUCGCUGGACCUGGGCUGGAAGCUCUUACGCAUCUUCCCCAAGGAGAUGCUGAAGCGCAUCCCGCAGAGUGUGAUCGAUGAGUUCUACUCCCGCGAGGGGGCGUCGCAGGACACCGCGAUUGACACUGUGUUCUAGCACCGCCUGCAGCCUGGCCUGGAAGCGUGGUCCUGGGACCCCUGCCUUCGGCACCCGUCUACGCACCCCUCUCCAUCCUCCAUGGUCCCACACAUCUGAACCUACCACUUCUGCGCCCACCCUCAGCCCCAGCUGGAUAUGGAGGGCCCCCCCGCGCUCCAUUCCUCUCCCUGGGAAAGAACAGAUUGUUAAGCCUGUAUUCUAUGUCUUGUUCUUAUAGGAGCAUUUGUAUUUCUAUUUUAAAAGCUUCCCAAAUAAGAAGUAACUGAGAUGAAGACGUUCAUCUUAUGUGGAAACAAGAUUACAAAACUUUGAUCAUUGUUAAAGCUGGGGGUGAUGGGUACAUGAAGUUCAUUAAACUAUUGUCUCCACUUUAAAAAAAAAGCCACAUUAGUGUCUUAACAGCUGACAAUAGAAUUCCUCUUUGGGAGUUAUUUGUCUUUGUCAAAUAUCUUGAUAAAUUUCUUGGGUGGAACAUGAGCUCAGGGGCCAUGGAAAGGACAAUCGCGGCUAUAAAAGAUGUGUCUGACUCUAACCAGCUCUGAGAGAUGCUAGGGAGGAAUUUGGUAUGCUCCAGAGAGGAAGGGAGGGGAGUUGCUGGGGAGAGAGCCUGGGGACAUGGAGGUGGUGUGAAAGGCUGAGGGAGAAACCCUCCCAGUUAAAAAAUGGGUGAAGAGCAUCCUAAACACCAGGAUACUGGAUGUUGCUUUGAAAGCUACCUGUCCUUCAAUGUCAUCCGUCCUGUCUCCUCUGCCCCAUCUACAAUGAGGCCAUGAAUUCUUCCUAAGAGUCAGGGCUGGUCUAGAGGAUGGAACUUCAACAAAGGGCUGAGUUCCAUUUCUGGGUCAAUGUGUUGUGAAACCAGCCAGAAUUCUUGGAUCAAGUGCUGACACCAAAGAAGGCCCUAAGAAUAAAAGUCCCCAUGACACUUCACAGCCAUUUGGGGGAAAGCUUUUGGGUAUCCACAAGGCAUAGAGUUGUUUUUAUUUAAUAAGUUUUAUUGCUAUAUAACUAACAUACCAUAAAUUUACCUAAUUAUAAUUGUACAACUCAACAACUUUGUAUAUUCAGAGCUGUGCAACCAUCACCACAAUCAAUUUUUAAAACAUUUUCAAAAAGAAACCCUGCACUGUUAGCCAUCACCCCUCAAAUCCCUCGUCUGCCCCUUCCCCAGCCCUGGGCAACCAUUAAUCUACUUUCAAUCUCUAUAG